AUGGUCUUGGGUGGGAGGAUUUCCGUAGCAACCUUGUUGCUGUCGCUUCCGGCGACAGCAUCAGGGUUCCUCAUUCCGUCGUUCUGCCGCGGAUGCACAGCAGUUCGAGCUUGGUCUUCAGCAGCAGCGGAUCGACCUCCCUCUGCGGGUGCGGCGCGACGAAGGAGUCGACUGCCCUUGAAAAAGGAGGACCUCCCGGACGAGACGCUUCGGCAGAUGGCGGAUGCUGGGAGAGCGCUCAAGGAGCUCGAGGAAGAGUACUGGAAGUCCCUCGACGCCGACGAGAUCGCUAUCGAGAAAAAGUGCGCGGCGGGUCUCGCGUGCCUGAAGGCUGGGAUGCUCGAGAAGGGCUGCGAGUACUACACUGCCGCAGCCGAUUUAAGCCCACCGUCCUCGCGCACUUGGCCAUUGGGAGUAGUUCUCUAUUACCUCGGGCGAUACGAAGAAGCAGCAGUAAGGCUGGACACAGACAUCAGAUCCUUCGAGAAGCAGUUCGAGGAAUGCGCAACGGACGAACGAAUCUGGCAGGCGGCGGCAUGGAUUCGAGGAGCACGGGAGGCAGGGGCAGACGUGGAGCAGGUCGCGGCGGCCUUGCCCCCGCUCCCAAUUUCGGAGCCGAACGCGCUCCGCAGGACCGUGUACAACAUGUUUCGCGGGGGAGCAACCCCUGAAGACGUCCAACAGGUUGCCAAAUUGGGCGCUGGCGGAAUCGACUACUUCGGCGUGGAUUUUUUCUCCGAGGUGUUCUUGGGGCUUUAUCACGAUGCGCACGGGAACGAGUUCGAAGCGGAGACGUACAUCCUGGCGGCGUGCGGAAACACGUACCCUAAUCCCGACGACCUGUGGUACCACACGCCCAGGAUACAUGCCAAGGCUCGAAAGUGGACGAUUCCAGGGUAGCAAGCACUAUAGGCGUAGAACAUAGCUUUUAGUACAUUGUUUAGUCUCUGUGGGGUGGCAGCUUUCCUGAUCAAGAAAAUGUCGCCGAACUAGAUGAUUCUCUUUGUUUGCGGUUGAAUGUGCGCCAAGUUUGUUUGCCUGAGGCCCGGAGUGACUGACACAGGCACAGAGAGAUUUUGCCAGGCAAAGUGCAUUGUAAUGUUGAUGAUAUC
Ectocarpus sp. CCAP 1310/34 is the source of this 1112-nucleotide messenger RNA. The record is from the annotation of a GenBank genome assembly. NCBI's taxonomy places the organism in Eukaryota, Phaeophyceae, Ectocarpales, Ectocarpaceae.